GCUAAUGAACCGGUUGUGAUGAGGGCUGAGCCAUAUAGAGAAGAAAUUAAGGACUGUGUGAGCUAUUUAACCAUAUCAAGCCCUUCACUUUGUUUCACACUAUUUUUUAAUUAGAAGCUAAGUGAGAGUACUGAAUCAUGUUGUGUAAAGUCGUCGUCCUUGUGUUAAGCUGUUGUAUUAUACCGACACUCUCACAGUGGUGCUCCUUGAAGUACCAGCAAUGUUCCUGGAUGUUCCCAUGCUGCACUGGUGGCUAUGACCCUCUCAUGUGCCUGCAGGCUACCAACUACGUAUUCUACUGCUACCCUCAGUCUGAGUAUUUGGCCUAUAUAUCCAAGUUCACGACAACCCCGGCUCCCACAACAACGACAGUAAAACCGACAACUACCGCACCCCCUACAACUGCUGCUGUAACCACUGCUGCUGUAACCACUGCUGCUGUAACCACUGCUGCUGCAACCACCGCCGCUGUAACUACGGCUGCUGCAACCACCGCCGCUGUAACUACCGCUGCAGGAACCACCGCCGCUGUAACUACCGCUGCAGGAACCACGGCCGCUGUAACUACCGCUGCUGCAACCACGGCUGCUGUUACCACAGCUGCUGCGACUGCUGCACCAGCUUAAACUGACUACAAUUAAUAUAAUUCAUUAAAAAAAGCCAAUGAAGUAACAAUAAUAUAAUAGAUCGAAAAAUAAAUUUUAAAAAUAUAUUGUAUAUAAACAAGAAAUAAAAUAGUGGCAAUAGUUUCAUACAA
Molecule: messenger RNA, 757 nt
Organism: Biomphalaria glabrata
Lineage: Eukaryota; Metazoa; Mollusca; Gastropoda; Planorbidae
Product: salivary glue protein Sgs-3-like
Exons: 5
Coding region: 138-626 (162 amino acids)
Source: RefSeq, a predicted model, not a curated record